Messenger RNA from Neltuma alba, 2805 nucleotides. Its product is annotated as probable cyclic nucleotide-gated ion channel 14. Gene Ontology annotation, cellular component: membrane. The transcript has 7 exons. Gene Ontology annotation, biological process: transmembrane transport; potassium ion transport. The coding region runs from base 158 to 2332 and encodes 724 amino acids. Gene Ontology annotation, molecular function: voltage-gated potassium channel activity. NCBI's taxonomy places the organism in Eukaryota, Viridiplantae, Streptophyta, Magnoliopsida, Fabales, Fabaceae. The record is from RefSeq and is a predicted model, not a curated record.
GAAGUCAAAUCCACCUCUUUGAUUCGCUUCUUUCUAAAGUCUGCAACUUUGUGCCUUGAUAUGUUUUUGUAGCCUCCGCCGGAAAUCAUACAGCAUGUUUUGUUCAUCUAUCUAAAAACUAGUUUCUAUCUCAGCAUAUGCCUUGAGUCCACACAUAAUGAAACUCAAAAAAGACAAGCCACUGGGGCUUUCCUGUUCCAACAGGGAAAAACCGUUGCCAAGAUACAAGUUAAAGGCAACGAUACACCCGGAAGGCCAAAUCGGGAUUGAUGAUAACAACAGAGUCAAACGGAAAGCUCCUUCACCUGCAAAAUAUAUGGUGUUCCCAGAAAAUCAUGAUCAGAGGAAGAAGAAGAUGAUGAUGGUUUUUGAUCCUGGAAGUGACGCAUAUUUGCAGUGGAACCGAGUAUUCCUGGGUUCUUGCAUACUGGCACUCUUUAUUGAUCCUCUGUUUUUCUAUGUGCCCAAAGCGGAAAAUGAUGGACACUCAUCAUGUAUGACUACUGAUUCGAGUUUGGCAAUUGUUCUGACGUGUUUCCGUACGUUGGCUGAUAUUUCCUAUCUGCUCAACAUGCUCAUCAAGUUCAGAACAGCCUACGUAGACCCAAAUUCAAGGAUUUUUGGCAGAGGUGAGUUAGUUAUGGAUCAAUGGUUGAUUGCCAAGCGGUAUUUGAGAUCAGAAUUCAUCAUAGAUCUUUUAGCCACACUCCCCUUCCUCAGAAAGAGAUGUGAAAUGACAAUGCUGGCGUUUCUUCUUCAAUGGCAGAUCCUGAUUUGGCUUAUAAUGCCUGCAGUUAAAAGCCCCCGCGCAGACCACUCCAGCAAUUCUCUUGUACUGAUCAUUCUGCUUCAAUAUUUCCCCAGAUUAUACUUGAUUUUCCCAUUAAGUUCUCAGAUCGUCAAAGCGGCUGGGGUAGUUACAAAGACAGCUUGGGCCGGAGCAGCUUAUAAUCUUUUACUUUACAUGUUGGCUAGCCAUGUUUUGGGAGCAUUAUGGUAUUUGUUUUCGUUUGAAAGGAAUGCUACUUGCUGGAAAUCUGAAUGCAAAAAUGAAACUCAAUGUAUCCUUAAGUACUUGGAUUGCAGAACUUCAAACAAUGAUGAUCGCUUAAAGUGGAUAAACUCUACUUCUGUGUUUGCUAACUGCAAUCCAUCAAACAGCGACAGUUUCGAGUUCGGCAUUUUUGAACCAGCGGUUCACUAUAAUGUCAGUUCCAUAGAGUUUGUUCAUAAGUACGUCUAUUGUCUGUGGUGGGGCUUGCAGAAUCUGAGCUGCUGUGGCCAGGAAUUGAUUACGAGCAAGUUCAUUGGGGAAACUACAUUUUCAAUACUCGUAUGUAUCCUAGGUUUAGUUUUGUUUGCCCAUUUGAUUGGAAACAUGCAGACAUAUUUGCAAUCUAUUACUGUGAGAGUGGAGGAAUGGAGACUCAAGCGACAUGAUACUGAAGAGUGGAUGAAACACCGCCAACUUCCACAACAUUUGAGAGGACGUGUUCGAAGAUUUCUUCAAUACAAAUGGCUUGCAACUCAAGGAACCGAUGAGGAAUCUAUCUUGCGAGGCCUUCCCAAAGACCUGCGUAGAGAUAUUCAAUGUUACCUUUGCUUAGAUCUUAUUCGACGUGUCCCCUUUUUCUCACAAAUGGAUGAUCAGCUACUGGAUGCAAUAUGUGAGAGAUCGGUAUUGUUCUUGAGUCCUCAAGGAACUUAUGUUGUACGGGAAGGAGAUCCAGUGACAGAGAUGCUUUUCAUAAUAAGAGGAAGACUUGAAAGCUCAACCACAAAUGGAGGCAGGACAGGCUUCUUCAACUCUAUUGUAUUGAAACCAGGUGAUUUCUGUGGAGGAGAAUUACUAUCAUGGGCGUUGCUUCCCACAUCAACAUCCACUCUCAAUUUGCCUUCUUCUACAAGAACAGUGAAAGCCCUUGUGGAAGUAGAGGCCUUUGCACUGAGAGCAGAAGAUCUCAAGUUCGUGGCCAAUCAGUUUCGUCGUUUUCACAGCAAGAAACUGCAACAUACCUUCCGUUUCUACUCGUACCAUUGGAGGACUUGGGCAGCCUGCUUCAUUCAGGCUUCUUGGAGAAGGUACAAGAAUAGAAUGCUGGCAAUGAGUUUGAGCGGAGAUCAGCCAUUUGAUGAUUUUGAUGGAAUGGGACAUAGCCAGCAAAUGCUCACUGCUGUGACUUCAAGUAAUACUUCACCGAGCGACCCUGUAGACAUAUCAGGAUUUGGCACAAAAUCAAGAAGAGAAGCUCUGAGGAUAACGGAUAUUAAGAUGCCUAAGUUACAAAAGCCUAAAGAGCCAGACUUCUCAAAGGAAGCAGAGGACAUUUAGUUUACAACUGUUAUAUACUAUUACAAGCCUCAAAAUGGAUUAAAGUUUUAGUGCUUCAUGCAAUAAGAUAUGUCUAUGCCUAAAGUGAGAGCACGUUAUUAGUUAGCUAGUUGGCACGUUGUGGUUGUCUGUCUCUCAGCUCUUGACAAUGAAGAGUAUGUCAGGACACUGGGGACAUAACCAUAAUGGUGAAAGGAAUCAAUUUGUCGGAAGAAGUUGCUAGGCUUCACCGCUUUUACUAAAUCAGACUUCAUUCUGUGAAGUACGUCAUUUUUCGUUUGAUUUAGAUUUAGGAAAGCUUGGCUACCUCUAUAUCAAAUCAUGUAAUGCCUUCGCUUUCAAUAUGACCUUUUUUUUUUUUUGCAAUUUUGAAAUCUGUAAAAGUAUCUUAUAAAAGUCAGGAAGAAAACAUCAUAAUUUUGAAACUAAUGUAAGAUGUUCGAAAAAAUUAAAUUUGCUUUUGUAAUAGCCUU